CUCACAAAAGAAAAUCCAAAACCUUUGCAUUUUAGGUAUUUAAAGCCAAUCCUCAAUCCCUUCUCCGUCAAUUAAAUUCCCAAAACGCGUCUCGCACCUUCCACCUACAACAACAACAAACGAAACAUUCCUCUCCUUUAUUUUUGUGGAAAUCCCAGACCCCAUACUUCUUAUUUUCCUGGCCUUUUUCCCCUUUUUUGUUGUAAUAAAAAUCAUUGAUCUUUUGGUAUUUUUGUGAAUGGUGGAAACGAUUCGGAGCUCUAGUAGUUUGAUGCUCCCCCUUUGUAAAUCCAGGGCGAGCGUACUCCUCCCUGUUUCCGCCGCUUCUGCUUUCGCAUUCGGUUCUUGCAAAGAAGGCUGGUACUACCGCUGCAUCGGCCUUGAUCCAUAAACAAACAACAAAUCCCUCUGAAAAAAUCGCAAUACUUUUCCCCACCGAUAACCCAGAUUUUGUUAUUAUUCAUUCAAUUCUCUUGGUUUAGAUUCUUUUUUUUAUUAUUUUUGGGUUUUAUUUUAAUUAAAAAAAAGAGUCGAAAGAAUGUUGCUUUACAAGCAGAAGAAGAACCAGGGUCCCAAGGGAAACCGGCUCUUGAUCAGCGUCACCGUUCUCGGCAGCGCUGGGCCGAUCCGUUUUGUGGUUAGCGAGGAAGAGAUCGUUGCUGCUGUCAUUGAUACUGCUUUGAAAUCUUAUGCUCGUGAGGGUCGCCUCCCUGUUCUCGGCUCCAAUCUUAAUGAUUUCCUCCUCUAUUGCCCCAGUGCUGGAUCGGGUGCAGCACUGAGUACAUGGGAAACUAUUGGAUCGCAAGGGUCGCGUAAUUUCAUGCUCUGCAAGAAGCCGAGGGCUGAGAAGAUGGAAAACGAUGGAAAAUCAGCCGAACCGAUUACUAGGAAGUCACCUGGGAACUGGAAGGCAUGGCUUAACAAAUCCCUUAACCUUAAGAUUUCCUCCCAUUAAAUACAUUAUGUUCUAUUGGGUUAAGCUUUAUGUAUAAAUAAAGUUAGACCGUCAUUGAAGAUGGCCAUUGUAGAAUGUUGUCGGUUUUUAUGUUUUCCACCUUAAUUUUUCUCAUUUAACUGAGAAAAGACCUGCAGUAAUAAAUAAUGCUUGUUUUCCAGUG
Hibiscus syriacus is the source of this 1118-nucleotide messenger RNA. RefSeq lists its product as uncharacterized. The transcript is spliced from 2 exons. Bases 539 to 955 code for a protein of 138 amino acids. The record is from RefSeq and is a predicted model, not a curated record. Lineage: Eukaryota; Viridiplantae; Streptophyta; Magnoliopsida; Malvales; Malvaceae.